GUCCUAGGCUCGAAACGCGUUACAGAGAAAUAGCCAGGACCCAAACACUCGCGGAACGCCAUCUAUGGGGAAACGCAAGAAAUACGAGUUCUCGAAGGAUCGGGAACCCGCCACGCGAGGCGGGCCAGACGAUCGUGGAAGAUUCGGGAAUCCGACACGAGAAGGCGAAUACAAAGCGCCAGAAGGUUCUGGAUACGGACACCAGAGUAUAAAAACGGUGCCAUAUCCAAACCAGGAUCAGUAUCGUUCCAUCCGCGACGAGGAUCACAUCUCCUGGAGGACCAACCGAGGAAGUAGGAAAGAAGACCGCUCUCAACGCACAAUCGAGACGAAAAGAAGGAAGACCGCUCCAGCUCUAACUCAAGAAGGCAACGGGAAGGAAGGAUAAAUAAAAAUUAGGACUCCGUACUGGGCCAUUCCUAAAACUGGUGACCCCGACGUGAUUCCUUCCACCACACGUCUUCGCCAGAACCUUGUUGGGAACCGCUCUUCCAACCCUGAGGAUCAACAGCAGCAGCCAAGAACCACCCGGUUCCUCUCCGUACCUACACUGUAGCGUACCGCCCCGGCCACUCACACUGUGUUGCGAGUGUCGCUCCAGCUCUUGCACGCUGCGCUGACGAUUCUUAUUCCAGCCCGUGCACGCUGCGCUAUAGAGUGACGCUCCGGACCCUACCCGUCAACCCUACGGCGGCCGUCCAGACACACCGCUCCUUACCGCCGGAUUUCGUCCCACACCGAGCACACCGCAUCGAUUUGCCGAUCCUACCUCGCAGUUCUUUUCGUCGCAGCGCGUUGGGAUACGUACACAUCCACCUCUUGCGUUCUCUUCACCGCCUCCAGUCAGCGACUACCCGGGGAUCAUCCGUAUCAAACGAGGAGGAACCAUGCCCAACACGUUACAUAGUCCACAAGACGGUGUAACCGGAAACGGUAGUUCCUCAACCGUUACCAGCCCCGAUGCCGGAUUCAUCGCACCGCCGGUGAUGAUCAACAUACCUGGUGCACACGACCCCGCAACCAGAGUGCAGGAUCCAGAGGUGCUGACGAUGAACGCCUUGCGACUCAAGCCACCGGAGUUAAGUACAGCAGACAUCCAUACCUUUUUCUUCGCCCGGGAGAAUUGGUUCGAGGUGUUGAACAUUUCCCCCCGCAGUGACGCCAAGCGGUUCAACAUACUAAAAACGCAAAUCGCGACCAGCAUCCUUCCCGAAGUGCGACAUUUUCUUGAAAAUGUCCCCAGUACCGACCGUUACGAAGCUGCCAAGCGGUCUUUAAUUCAGCACCUCGAGGAAUCACAGCGAAGCCGCCUACAUCGUUUGCUGUCGGAGAUGCACCUCGGCGACCGCCGUCCCUCGCAACUGUUGGCCGAGAUGCGACGAACGGCAAACGGAGCCCUAACGGACCUGGCACUAGUGGAUUUGUGGAUCAGCCGGCUACCGCCGUAUGUACAAUCAGCUGUUCUUGCCGCCGCGAAGGAUGUCGACGACAAGGUGAAAGUGGCUGACGCCGUGAUGGACUUCUUCGCCCUCUACCGUCGGAACGGAUCCUAUCCAAAUGUAUCGGAGGUGACAAACGACAGGGUUGAACAACUCUCUCGCAAGGUGGACCAGCUAAGCGAGCAGUUGGAGGAAGUGCUGCGACAGAUCAACCAUCGGGAACACUCUCGACCGCGAUCCCGGUCUCGACCACACAGCAGGGCCAACUCACCAGCACCGGGAUCCAACUCCACCUGGUGCUAUUACCACCGGACAUAUGGAUCUAAGGCGCGCAGCUGCCAGGCUCCCUGCUCCUUCCACGACCGUCGAUAUGGAGCAAAACCGCCCCCUUCUUCAUCCUGACUAAAAACCGACAAGGCCGAGUGGGACGUCCACUCCUUAGUAUCCGCAAGUCAUCGCCUCACGGUAGUGGACCGUCGAACGAGACAACGCUUCCUCAUCGAUACCGGCGCCGAUGUUUCGGUAAUUCCUCGCCACCA
Anopheles stephensi (Asian malaria mosquito) is the source of this 1978-nucleotide messenger RNA. RefSeq lists its product as uncharacterized. The transcript has a single exon. The record is from RefSeq and is a predicted model, not a curated record. NCBI's taxonomy places the organism in Eukaryota, Metazoa, Arthropoda, Insecta, Diptera, Culicidae. Bases 888 to 1841 code for a protein of 317 amino acids.